Andrographis paniculata is the source of this 2633-nucleotide messenger RNA. RefSeq names its product protein FAR1-RELATED SEQUENCE 4. The record is from RefSeq and is a predicted model, not a curated record. The transcript has 5 exons. Gene Ontology annotation, biological process: regulation of DNA-templated transcription. Bases 197 to 2449 code for a protein of 750 amino acids. NCBI's taxonomy places the organism in Eukaryota, Viridiplantae, Streptophyta, Magnoliopsida, Lamiales, Acanthaceae. Gene Ontology annotation, molecular function: zinc ion binding.
UAUGAAGAAAACGUUCGCAAGGCAACAAUCUUACUUCCCCAAAUCGCCCGACUGACCGUGGUGAUCUCCUCAAAGAGCCCUCUCGUUUCAUCAGCGGCUGAUUUGCAGAACAAUAAGUACUCUGACGCAUUCCUGGUUUAUGAUUUCAUUGGCAGGGAUUGAGUUUUAGUUUCUUCUUGUUUGGUUUAAUUGAUCAAUGGAGGCGAGUGGUGGUAGUUUGAUUGUAAAUUCAAGCUUAGAACCGAGGGAUGACAUGGAAUUUGAUACGCACGAGGCAGCUUAUGAGUACUAUAAAGAAUAUGCUAAAUCGUUAGGGUUUGGUACGGCCAAAUUGAGCAGCCGUCGAUCCAGAGCAUCGAAGGAAUUCAUAGAUGCCAAAUUUUCAUGCAUUAGGUAUGGAAACAAGCAGCAAUCAGAUGAUGCUAUUAAUCCAAGGCCUUCGCCGAAAAUUGGGUGUAAAGCUAGUAUGCACGUGAAAAGGAGGCCGACGGGGAAGUGGUAUAUUCAUAGUUUUGUGAAAGAGCAUAACCACGAGCUUUUACCAGCUCAAGCACACUUUUUUAGAAGCCAUAGGAAUGUUGAUAUUUCUAAUAAUGAUACGAAGGUCAGAAAGAAGAAGGCUGUUACUUCAAUGUCUAAACAGUAUGGUGCUUAUCAGUUUUCAGGUUCUUGUACAGAGGGUGUAAUCCGGAACCAGCAUGAUCGGGGGCGUUUUCUAAGUUUAGAAGAAGGUGGUGCUCAGAUUGUGCUUGAAUUUUGUGCUCAAAUGCAUGAAGAGAAUCCUAAAUUUUUCUAUGCAUUGGACUUCAAUGAGGAACAUCGGCUUCGAAACAUCUUUUGGGUCGAUUCAAAAGGAGUGGAAGAUUUCACAUAUUUCAGCGAUGUGGUUUCAUUUGACACUACCUAUUUUGCAAACAAGUACAGGAUUCCUCUGGUUCUUUUUAUUGGAGUGAACCAUCACAUCCAACCUACAUUGCUUGGUUGUGGAUUGAUUGCUGAUGAUACAGUGUAUACUUUUAUCUGGUUGUUUCAGUCAUGGUGUUUGGCAAUGGGGGGACGGAGUCCUAACGUUUUACUAACAGACCAAAGCGACACGAUCAAGGCUGCUGUACAGUUGGUUUGUUCAGACACACGCCAUUAUAUCCAUCUGUGGAAUAUCCUGGAAAAGAUACCAAGGCAGCUCGGCUAUCUUAGUAUCUGGCAUGACCCUUUUAUGGAAAAACUCAAUAAGUGUAUCUAUCGAUCAUGGAAUGAAGAACAAUAUGAGAAGCGGUGGUGGAAGUUGAUUGAGAGGUUCAACCUGCGGGAAGAUGAAUGGUUUCAAAUUUUGUACGAAGAGCGCAAACUUUGGGUGCCUGUGUUUAUUAAGGAUGUCUCCUUUGCCGGGUUGUCUGCAGCUUCGAGGGCUGAAAGUUUGAACAGUUUCUUUGAUAAAUACAUCCAUGGUGAAACUUCAUUGAGAGAGUUCAUUGAAAAAUACAAAUCAAUUCUUGAAGACAUAUACGAAGAGGAGGCAAAAGCAAAUUUUGAUGCGUGGCAUGAAACACCAGAGGUGAAGUCACCCUCACCUUUUGAGAAACAAAUGCUGUUUGUUUGCACUCAUGAAAUCUUCAAAAAGUUUCAAAUGGAGGUCCUGGGAGCAGCUGCGUGCCAUCUGAAAAAAGAGAAGGAGGAUGGUUCAACUUUAUUAUAUGGAGUGAAAGAUUUUGAAAAUAAUCAAGACUUCAUUGUGGAAUGGAAUGAACAUAAGUCAGACAUAUACUGCUCUUGUCGUUCAUUUGAAUACAAAGGCUAUCUUUGUAGACAUGCUAUUGUGGUUCUGCAAAUGUCAGGUGUGUUUAGCAUUCCUUUUAAGUACAUACUGCAAAGAUGGACAAAUGCUGCCACAAGCAGAAUUCCCCUCAGUGAGAAAUUGGAUGAAGUGCAGGCCAAGGUCCGACGUUACAAUGACCUCUGUCGCCGAGCUAUAAUAUUGGGUGAAGAGGGCUCACUAUCGCAGGAAAGCUACAAUGCUGCAGUUGAAGCCAUAAGUAAUGCUCUGAAGCAAUGUUCAAAUGUAGAUGAACAUUCCGAAGAUGUUUUGAGACCCAUUGCUCCCUCGAUGGCCAUUCAAGUGGCUGCAGGAGUGAGCCAAGAUAAUACAAGUGUCUCGGGUGGGCAGAUGCUGCAUACAUGUAAAGGAACCAAUAUGAAUAAAGGUUCCAAGAGGACAAAUCUUGGAAAGGAACCCACAGACAAUGGUGGAAUCACAAGUAAAAAAGGGAAGGUACCAAUAGAUUCACCAGCUGCUAAUCCUGGGACACAAGGCAUUUUUCAGCAUAUGGAUUUGCCUGGUACCAUGGAUUACCAUGCAUUGUACCCACGGUUCCUUACAACAUUAUUGAAAGGUGGCGAGAUGUCCAAGAGAAGUGUAGAGAUGCUUGGGGAGAUUUUGGAGGAACAGAGUUGAGAGGCUAUGAUCGUUCACAAGUCUCUGAAAAUUGUGAAGCAAUUUCUUGACUGGUUCACGGUCAUUCUUGGGGCAAGGAAGAACUUGUUUCAAGGAAAUUCAAGCCCGUAUAUCUACCGGAGGAUCCUGACUGGCUCGUUUACAUGAUUAGCAAUCUGCUCCCUUUAAAGUUGGCUUCUUUUCA